AACAAAGUUUUAGUUCAUCUUUGAAACUCAUAAAGUCUCUUCUUUUCCCUUCUUAAGAUAAUUGCGGAUGGUCACCAUGCUUCCUCUGAAGUUUUUCGCUGCAGUUUGUUUUUCCCUCACCAUGGUUGUUGAGACUGUUUCUCUGAGAUGCCAGCACCAAUUCAGGUGCGGGAAAAUCCUCAUUAAAGUCAGAUACCCUCUUGGAGUAGAGGGCGAUCCUCGAGGCUGUGGUGACCCUGAUGUUCGACUCUCUUGCGAGCGCAAUCGUACUGUUUUGUACUUAGGACCCAACUCCCAUAAAUAUUAUGUAGCUGAGGAAAGCAUCGAUGGCAAAUAUGAAAGCCCCUUAGAUUCGAUUCGCGUAAUCGAUCCUGAGCUGCAGAAGAACAACUGCUCCACCAUUCCACUUUACUCAAAUGUUUAUCCUUAUUUUUAUGAUAGUUAUUUAAGCCCGCAUUAUGGCGAUAAUCAAAUGCUAUUUCUGAUGCUGACUUGCAAGAAACCAGUUGUAGCUCCUCUAUACGUCGACACUGCUCCUUGUGUAACUGCCAAAGAAUUAUCAAACCUUGAGGGCUCGGAAAGCAAUUAUAGUUAUGUUGUCGUUGGCAAAAGAGCUAGUGAUCUGGUGGCUUCUGAUAUUGAAGAGACAUGUACCAUACACAAAGUCAUGUAUUCACGAUUUCAGCACUUUCUUAAUGAUAGCGCAAGGAAUAUUUCCUUCAAGGAGAUCCAUGACGCCAUGGCAUCUGGUUUUGAGCUUGAAUAUGGGAGAUAUUUCAACAUGUGUAAGAGAUCAAUUCCCGCAUGUGUAAGCAUGAUGGCAGGCGAAUUGCUAUCUUUCAUUGUUCUACCAAGAGCAAUUCUUGGCAUUAUACUCUUGCUUGCAUUUCUCAUCUACAAGUGCCAACGAAGGCAUUUAUCGGUAUAUGAUGCUAUAGAAGAGUAUCUCCAAAGUCGCAACAACUUGAUCCCUAUCAGGUACUCCUAUAAACAAAUCAAGAAGAUGACCAACAAUUUUAAGGAAAAGUUAGGAGAAGGUGGUUAUGGUUGUGUGUACAAAGGAACAUUGCGUAGUGGUGAACUAGUAGCAAUCAAGAUGUUGAACAAGUCCAAAGCUAAUGGCCAAGAAUUCAUCAAUGAGGUUGCAGCUCUUGGAAGAAUUCACCACGUUAAUGUGGUGCGAUUAGUGGGGUUUUGUGUAACUGCCUCAAAGCAUGCACUCGUCUACGAUUACAUGCCUAAUGGAUCCCUAGAAAAGUUCAUUUUCUCCGAACGUCUGGAUGGAAAUCCAUUAAGUUGGAAGAAGGCAACCGAGAUCGCCAUGGGUGUAGCUCGAGGGAUUGAAUACUUGCAUCAAGGCUGCAGCAUGCAAAUUUUGCAUUUUGACAUAAAGCCACACAACAUCUUACUUGAUGAAAACUUCACGCCAAAGGUUUCUGACUUUGGACUAGCUAAAUUACAUCCUGUUCAAAAUAAUACUGUAAGUCUAACUGCUGUGAGAGGAACAUUAGGAUACAUGGCUCCAGAAUUGUUCUACAAAAGGGUUGGAAAAGUCUCAUCCAAGGCUGAUGUAUAUAGCUUCGGAAUGCUGCUUAUGGAGUUGGUAGGAAGGAGGAGAAACCUUAAUGCACAUGCUGAGCAUUCAAGCCAAAUGUACUUCCCUUCAUGGAUAUAUGACAAAUUUGACCAAGGAGAGAACCUGGAAGUUGAAGAUGCAACUGAAGAUGAAAACAGAACUGCAAGAAAAUUAAUUUUGAUUGCAUUGUGGUGUAUACAGAUGACGCCAGAUGAUCGGCCUUCAAUGAGAGAAGUGGUGGAAAUGCUACAAGGUGAUCUCACAGCCUUGCAGUUGCCACCAAAACCUCUGUUUUAUCCUCCGGAUUCCCCUCGGCUGGUGCAGAGCAAUAGCUAUAGUAGUACUUGGGAAGAGUCAACAGGUGAGUCUGUAUCUCUUGAAGAAACAGAGUAAGAUGAUGCAGCUUAAUGAUCUAAAUUUAUAAAUGUCAAUGUCACAGCCUGUACAAUGUCCCUGUUUGCUAUACAAUAUUCCUUCAUUCGCGCGGUUGCCUAACUUAAUUCAAUGGGCUUUUUCUUUUUCACGUUAGUCUGGUCAAAACUGUCAAAAUUGUAUUUUAUUUUAUUUUUUUGGUUACUUUAUUCUGUGACCUUUCCAGUC
This is a messenger RNA of Coffea arabica (coffee), 2176 nucleotides long. RefSeq names its product rust resistance kinase Lr10. NCBI's taxonomy places the organism in Eukaryota, Viridiplantae, Streptophyta, Magnoliopsida, Gentianales, Rubiaceae. Gene Ontology annotation, biological process: protein phosphorylation. The record is from RefSeq and is a predicted model, not a curated record. Gene Ontology annotation, molecular function: ATP binding; polysaccharide binding; protein kinase activity.